This is a messenger RNA of Venturia canescens, 1497 nucleotides long. RefSeq names its product ATP synthase subunit gamma, mitochondrial-like. Gene Ontology annotation, molecular function: proton-transporting ATP synthase activity, rotational mechanism. Gene Ontology annotation, biological process: proton motive force-driven ATP synthesis. The transcript has 3 exons. NCBI's taxonomy places the organism in Eukaryota, Metazoa, Arthropoda, Insecta, Hymenoptera, Ichneumonidae. Bases 166 to 1047 code for a protein of 293 amino acids. The record is from RefSeq and is a predicted model, not a curated record.
GGAAAAUCACCGAACUAACUGGUUCAGAGUGGCGCUCGUCGCAGUGGUGAAACCCGGCCUAUACGGAGAUUGGACUCCUUCCCUAUAGUCUCCUUGCUUGCAAACUUUCGUACUCCUGGUCUGUCUCGCCAGUGAAAUUGAUCUGAGACACCGAAUCGACCAGCCAUGCUCCGACAAACGUUGACCCUUGUUCCGCUGUCUGCUGUUCAGCAGCAGAGGGGAAUGGCAACCCUGAAGACAAUUUCAUUACGAUUGAAAUCAGUAACGAACAUUCAGAAGAUUACCAAGUCCAUGAAGAUGGUAUCGGCCGCUAAGUACGCGAGAGCCGAGCGCGACUUGAAGCAGGCCAAGCCACUGGGAGUCGGAACGAAAAUGUUUUAUGAGCAGGCCGAAAUUGCCGCACCCGAGGACGACCCAAAACGUUUGAUGGUUGCUGUGACAAGUGAUCGUGGUCUUUGUGGUGCUGUACAUACGGGAGUUGCGCGAAAUAUUCGUGACGGAUUAUUAGCUGAUCCUAAAGCACGUGAGAACACAAAAAUUAUCUGCAUCGGCGACAAAUCCAAAGCUGUUCUGCAAAGAAUGUUUGCUGAUAAUAUUCUGUUCGUCGCUACCGAAGUUGGACGAAAACCACCUACUUUCCAAGAUGCUGUUAAAGUCGCCAUUGAAAUUAUGAAUUCUGGAUACUCUUUUGGAUCAGGUACAAUCGUCUACAACAAAUUCAGGUCGGUCGUAUCUUACAAAGUGGAUCAUUUGCCGCUGUACAACAAAGAUUCGGUGGUGAAAGCGCCCAAGUUGUCGGUGUACGAUUCGGUCGAUGAAUCGGUGAUUCAGAGUUAUUUGGAAUUUUCACUGGCCUCGUUGCUCUUUUAUUCGAUGAAAGAGGGUGCGUGUAGCGAACAAUCAAGCAGAAUGACCGCUAUGGACAACGCGAGUAAGAACGCCGGAGAAAUGAUAGACAAAUUGAGAUUAACUUUCAAUCGUACUCGGCAAGCCGUCAUCACCAGAGAACUCAUCGAAAUUAUUUCUGGGGCUGCUGCUCUGGAAUAAAUGGCUUUCUUACGCCACGUUAUUCGCCUAGAAUAUCGAUAGUCCACGAGGAUCGACGCAUGAGAGUUAAAUCAGCAUUGGUGACUAAAUCAUAACGACACUAAUAAUCGAUAAUUGAAACACUGGAGAAACACCAUUGAAUAACUAGAAACGAAUCGUCGAAGUUUAAUUAAAAUCUCGUAUAUUGUUGAAACUCUCCGCCUUUCUCAGUCUGGCCAUUUAAACAUGUUCCAUAGCAAAGUCACAGAUAUUGUCAACGGAAUCCGAAAGUCCUUUUCACCCGUGUUUGACUCGAUCGAUCGCCCCUAUUCUUACCUGUAAAUACCUGUGGCUCCGCGUUUCACGGAAUUCCCUUAUUUCCAUUUUAAUUCUCAAACUUCUCUACAAUCGUCUCGCAGUUUGUAAGAUCGAGGCAUCGAAAUAAAUCUGUUGCUAUGGUACGCCAAUAAA